AAAAGAAGUGUUUUUGUCAUUAUUUGUUUCUUUUUAGGGUCGAAAGUUUUCAGUUCAAGGUCUUUUGGGGAAAGAUAUGUGUUCGAGUGCUUUUGUUGAUGGAACAGUGGUGGUUUUCCGUUUGGCACCACAGGAUUAUCACCGUUUCCACUUUCCAGUAUCAGGAACUGUUGAGCAAUUCGUAGAUAUCCCUGGAUGCUUGUAUACUGUCAAUCCCAUUGCUGUAAAUAGCAAGUACUGUAAUGUUUUCACGGAGAACAAGAGAGUUGUUUCAAUAAUUUCAACAGUAGAUUUUGGAAAGGUGGCAUUUGUUGCAAUAGGAGCGACGAUGGUUGGUAGCAUUACUUUUACAAAGAAAAAGGGCGACUCUGUCAAGAAGGGAGACGAGUUUGGAUAUUUCUCAUUCGGUGGGAGCACUGUCAUUUGCGUAUUUGAAAAGGAUUCAAUUGCAAUUGAUGAAGAUCUUCUGGCGAAUAGCAACAGGGCACUCGAGACCUUGGUUUCUGUAGGGAUGAGAUUGGGCGUCUCCACGAGAAAAUUGUCUUGACAUUGGAUUGAUUUGGAAAUGUUGAAAUAGAAUAAUAAUGAGAGUUCUUCUCCCAAUUUGUAAAGUAAAUCUUUUACAACCUCAUGAUUUCGUGUAGAUUGAUCUAGAUAGAAACAUCUGGGAUAAGUUCGGCCUUGUAGAGAUCCAUUCUUUAUAUAAAGAGUAAUAAGCAUGGACAAAUUUAUAAAGCA
Vigna umbellata (rice bean) is the source of this 738-nucleotide messenger RNA. The record is from RefSeq and is a predicted model, not a curated record. Lineage: Eukaryota; Viridiplantae; Streptophyta; Magnoliopsida; Fabales; Fabaceae.